This is a messenger RNA of Acaromyces ingoldii, 3430 nucleotides long. RefSeq lists its product as hypothetical. The coding region runs from base 161 to 3151 and encodes 996 amino acids. Lineage: Eukaryota; Fungi; Basidiomycota; Exobasidiomycetes; Exobasidiales; Cryptobasidiaceae. The transcript has a single exon. The record is from RefSeq and is a predicted model, not a curated record.
UCUCCUCCCCCCUUCUUUUUCUCUCUUCUUCUGAUAUCCCCAGGUGCAAUACCCAUCCGCCCCCGUCCCUCCCACAGCCUCUCCAUCUCGCUGUGACCGCAAGCAAGCAAGUAAGGAAGGAGCGAGCGAGCGAGAGAGAGAGAGAGAAGACGUACCACAAAUGAGCAUGCUUAGCUCCCACUCGGCGGCGGCGGCGCCCGCAGCCGUUGCGCCCACACCGACGCCCGCAGCCGCGGCGUCGGCACCCGAUGCGUCCGUCGCCGCUGCGCCCGUGCUGGAGAAGAUUGCGAGCGUGACGCAGACGGCGCCUUCUUCGUCGGCGGGCGACAAGGCGCCGUUGGUCAAGUCCAAGGACGCCAAGGCCAAGGAACUGGACGCCAAGGCCAAGAAGGACAAGGAGGAGAAAUCGAGCGGCGGCGGUCUGCUGAGGAUGUUUAGCAGCCGGCGAAAGAGUCAGGUGCCGCCAAAGGACAAGGACAAGGACAAGGACAAGAAGCGGGCCAGCGUCGUCGAGGGCAAAAAGGACACCAAGAAGGCGACGACGCCGGCCAUCGUCGAGGAGAAGGGCACCGAGGCCGACAAGGGGAAAAAGGAGGCAGAAACAGCGGCGGCGGCGGGACCGGUUGCUGCGCCCGCCCUCGAGCUCGAGCCGACGGGCGACUCGUUUGCCGCGAGCAUGGCGCCUGCUUCGGCGCCUGCUGUUGCUCCUGCUGCUGCCCCUGCUGCUGCCCCUGUGGUGGCCCCUUCCGCUGCUGAGGUGACUGUGCCCGCUCCCGCUGCAGCGCCGACAUCCACCGAGGCUGCCGUGGCUGCCCCUGCGCCUGCCGCUGUGCCUGCCGCUGCUGACCCGGCGAGUGAGGCGGCUGCUCCUGCGUCUACCCUGGCCACCGCAGCCGCGCCCACACACAGCGCCGUCAAUGGCGCCCAUACGACGAUCACGACGAUCCAGACGACCGUCGAGGCGCAGCCGGCCGCUUCUUCCGCUCCUCCUUCUUCUGUCCAAGCCGCACCUGCUGCAGGCAGCACGGACAAGGACAAGAACCUCUUUGUGGCCGGUGGGCUGGGCGCCACUGCUGCGGGCGCCGCUGCGGCCAGCGCCGUCAAGGCUGAGCAGGACAAGGAGCAGAAGCCAAAGGUGCAACCGGCUUCCACUUCUGCUCACGCUCCCGCUGCUGCUCCCGCUCCCGCUGCUGCUCCCGCUCCCGCUGCUGCUGCUGCUACUGCUGCUCCCACGACAAGUGCGGUGCCCGUUGGUGUCGGCGCCGUCGCUGUGCCGCUGACCAAGGAGCAGGAGCAGCAAAAGAAGCGCGAAGAGGCGCGUCUGGCCAUGCUCGAGACGGAGCGCAUCGCCGCCGAGCACCGGGCAAAGUACCCGACGAAGAAGGACAAGAAGCGCGAGGAAAAGGAAAAGAAGGAGCGCGAAAAGCAGGCGGCCAAGGAGGCAAAGGAGCGCGAGAAGCGCGAAAAGAAGGAGGCCGAGGUGCGAAAAAAGCUAGAGGCCGAGCAGGCCAAGCGCGACGCGCUCCUCGCUGCCAAGCGCCAGGAGGACGACAAGAAGAAGGCCGCCGAGGCGGCGAAACGCGCCGAGGCGCAGCGUAAAAAGGACGAGGCCGAGCAGAAGAAGCGCGAUGCAAGCGACCGUAAAAAGGGCGCCGCCAUCCUGGCCAAAAAGGAGGCCAGCGAAGAAAAGGAGGCCAAGCUGCUCAAGGAAAAGGAAGCCGAGGAGCACAAGCGCGAGGCAAAGAACCAGGCCGUGCGCGAGGCCACGCUGAAGAAGGAGGAAAAGGAAGGGGACAAGGCCGCCGAGGAGGAGCAUAAAAAGGUCGAGUUGGCCCGGCUCGAAAAGGAAAAGGAAGUGGCGCGAAAGGAGGAAGAGAUCAGGAAGCGCGAGGAGGAGUACCGCAAGAAGGAAGAGGAGCUCAAGAAGCGCGAGGAAGAGGCAGCCAGGAAGGAGGCUGAGAUCAAGAGAAAGGAAGAAGAGGCCCGCAAGAAGGAGGAGGAGGUCAAGAGGAUCGAAGAGGAUGCCAAGAAGAGGGAGCAGGAGGCCCUCAAGGUCAAAGAGGAAGCCGAGGCAAAGAAGAAGGCUGAAGAGGAAGCGGCUGCGAAGCGAGAAGCCGAGGCAAAGAAGAAGAGAGAGGAGGAGGAGGAGGUCGCUGCAAAGAAGAAGGAAGUGGAGGCAGCUGCCGCCAAGAAGAAGCAGGAAGAGGAGGCAGCUGCCGCCAAGAAGAAGGAGGAGGAGAAAGCCGCCGCCGCCAAGAAGAAGGAAGAGAAGAAGAAGAGCAAGAAGGGCGAGGAGGAGGCCGCCGCCGUCGUCGCCCCUGCCGCAGCUCUUGCGACGGGCGCAGCCCUUGCACACAGCGAGAGCGGAUCAAAGAAAGGCAAGAAGCCCAAGGACAACGGCAAGUUCGUCGAGCAAAUCGACGACGACAAAGACAAGAAGAAGACGCAGAAGGAGGCCAAGUCGGACCACAAGCCUGGCUUCCUCGGACGCCUCUUUGGAGCGAGCGACUCCAAGAAGGACGCCGCGCCGGUCUCCUCCAAGGCUGCCUCGAAACCCGCCCCUGCUAUCCCGCCCAAGGAGGAGGCAAUGGCAGCACCGGCUGCCGACAACAAAAAGGCACAGGAAAAGGAGACCAAGCGAAGCUCGGCGGCUGCCCUCUUUGCCACGGGUCUCGGCGUGAGCAAGGAGGACAAGAGCAAGAAGUCGCCUCGAGCUUCGCAGGCUCCCUCGUCGGUCUCUACCUCCGAAGCCGCCCCUCCGAUCAAGGACGACGCAAACGGGUCCGCCCUCGACGCGGCCAUUCCUCCUCACAUCCUCGCUGCCAUCCAGCGGGGCGACGAAAAGGAGGAGACCAACGGUGAAGCUGCAGCAGCGACGGGCCCCGCCGCGUCCAAGCCCAAGUCGUCGUGGCCCACGCCCUUGGCAGCUUCGUCGUCGGCCAAUGGCUCGACGACUUCGAAGCAGUCGCCCACGAUCAAGACGCCCUCGUCGCCCGCGGGUGCCGCCGCUGCCGGAAAGCGGUCGAUUGACCACGGCUCCGUCUACUCCGAGGCACGCUCCUCGACCAACUCGAAGCGCAAGCUCGUCAGGCAUGUCAACCCGCCCAGGGGCCCGGGCAAGUCUGCCGGCGCGGUCCAGUGGCGAAGCUGAUCGUCGACAUAAUAUCAACACUACCACUAUACAUGCUCUCCGUUGAGCUCAAUCUAUCACAACACACACUCGUUUGGUCUCCAUUAUUCCCCCCACUCUCCCUUUCGUCUCGCACGGACAAACCACACUCGUUUUCCCUUUUUGCUUCGUAUCGCUAAAGAAGAUACCCCAGAUGGCUUUGUUGCUAUUUCGCUUCUCUCUCUACCUUACUACUACUACUUUACACACUCUCAUUACUCUUGCUUUUCCUUGCUCGAAUGAUAUCCCGUGCUUUUGGAC